AUGCAGGAUACUGGCAAAGCACAAAGAUACCAGCACAUGUGGACUGGUUUGGAUGGAGCACCUGGGAUGCAUUUUAUCAUAAAGUUGAUCCUCAAGGAAUUGAGAAGGGGCUUAAAAGAAGGAGUCAUCCCCACAAAAUUUCUUAUCAUUGAUGAAGGAUGGCAGAACAAAGUAAUGGCAGUUGAAGCUGACGCUGAUGAGACUGAUUCACCGUAUCAUGCCACGUCUGUGGACAGAUUGACAAGCAUAGAAGAAAGUGAGAAGGUCAAGGGCUUCCGGUCAGGAAAGUCAUAUGCUAAUCUCCGUGAGUUUGCAAAGUUCAUCAAAGAGGAAUAUGGACUGAAAUUAGUAUAUGCGUGGCAUGCUUUAAUUGGUUCGUGGGGAGGGGUACUUCCAACAUCUGAAGAAAUGAGGAAAUACGACCCCUGGAUCAAACACAUAGUUCAGUCCCCUGGAAACGUGAGCCACUUAUCUGUACAACCCUUGGCCCCAUGGAGAAAUAUGGGAUUGGCAUGA
Molecule: messenger RNA, 516 nt
Organism: Prunus armeniaca (apricot)
Lineage: Eukaryota; Viridiplantae; Streptophyta; Magnoliopsida; Rosales; Rosaceae
Source: the annotation of a GenBank genome assembly